This is a messenger RNA of Microplitis demolitor, 1697 nucleotides long. RefSeq names its product cytochrome P450 4c3. Bases 1 to 1557 code for a protein of 518 amino acids. Gene Ontology annotation, molecular function: heme binding; monooxygenase activity; iron ion binding. The record is from RefSeq and is a predicted model, not a curated record. The transcript is spliced from 8 exons. Lineage: Eukaryota; Metazoa; Arthropoda; Insecta; Hymenoptera; Braconidae.
AUGAGCAUGAGUACGUUUGUACCUUUUACGGGUUCUUGGAUAACGUUUAUUUUAUUAUUGAGUGUAUUAGUUAUAUUUUUAUCGCUAUUUAUAAAAAGAACAAAAUUUCUUUAUUCAUUGAGGAACGUACCAUCACCAAUGGCCCUGCCAUUGAUCGGAAAUGCCGUGCAGCUGAAUUGCAGCCUCGAAGAAUUUUUCCGCAAACUUCUUGAGUGGGGCAAACAAUUCGGUGAUAUAUAUUUGCUGUGGGUUGGACCAAGACCUUUUGUUUUCGUUUACCGGGUCGAAGAUGUCCAACCAUUAUUGAGCAGCAGCAUUCAUAUCGAUAAGAGUUUGGAAUAUUCUUAUCUCAAGCCCUGGCUCGGUUACGGCCUUGUCACGAGUACUGGUGCGCAGUGGCAAUCAUUACGAAAAAUACUUACACCGACAUUUCACAAUGGAUUGCAGCAGCAAUAUUUGAAAUCAGUUAUCCGCGAAACGAAAACUUUGAUUUCUUGUCUGAAAGCAGAAGUUAAUAAUGUGUUUGAUAUUGUGCCUUAUGCGAAACGCGCUGCACUAGAUGUUAUUUGCGAAACUAGUAUGGGCUAUCAAUUAAAUUCACAAAUGAAUUUUGAAAAUGACUAUGUCGCAUCGGUUGAAAAAAUGACGUCUAUUAUUCAAACGAGAUUUACAAAUAUUUGGAUAGCAAACGACACGAUAUUCAAUUUAACUUCAUUGGGAAAAGAACACGGAAAAGCAUUAAAGACAAUUCACAACUUUGUAGAUAAUAUAAUAACGGAACGUAAAGCUCAAUGGAAGGUUAACUAUGAUAAUAAUUUCAAUAAAUCAAUGAAUAAUAAACAAGCGCUCCUUGAUCUGUUGCUCGAUCAUUCGGAAAAUAAUAUGGGCCUCACGGAUUCGGAUAUACGUGAUCAAGUAAACACUUUUAUGUUUGCCGGACAUGACACUGCUGCAAUGAGUAUUUCUUGGGUUUUAUAUUUAUUAGGACGGAAUCCAGAGUAUCAGAAGAAAAUAAUUGAAGAAUUUGAUACAAUUAUUGGCAACGAUGAAUUAACGAUGGAUAAUUUACAUAAAUUAACAUGGCUAGAGGCGUGUGUCAAAGAAACUUGGCGAUUGUAUCCUGUAGCUCCUAUAAUUGCUCGUCAAAUUUACAAUCCCAUUAAAUUAAUGAAUCACAACAUACCAGUUGGCUCAACAGUAUUGAUAAAUUUGUUUAUGCUUCACCGAGAUCCUAGAUAUUUUCCAAAUCCCGAAGUUUACCAACCAGAACGUUUUUUACCAAACAGCCCAAAGCCGCCUCCAUUCGCAUACAUUCCAUUCAGUGCUGGAUCACGAAACUGUAUCGGAUGGAAAUUCGGCACCAUGGUAGUUAAAGCCUCCAUUUUAUCGAUAUUACGGGCUUACGAAAUUGAAUCUGUCGACAGUUCAGAUCAGCUAAGAUUAAUUUCCUCUAUAGUUCUUAUCAACAAAUAUGGUGUACGUAUUAAAAUUUCACCAAGAGUUUCACCCAACGGUGACAAACCGACCGUGAUAUCUGAUGACUGUGCUGAUGAUUGAAUUUAUUAGUUGAUAUUAUUAAUUAACUUAAAUUUAUCAUACGACUUAUCUAUUUAUAUAAUUAAUUCAUAAGUAAAUAUAAAGAGAUUUGUAUGUUAAUUUUUUUUUUAAGUGCCUAAUAUUUAAAGAAAAAUUUUUUA